Messenger RNA from Macrosiphum euphorbiae (potato aphid), 273 nucleotides. The record is from the annotation of a GenBank genome assembly. NCBI's taxonomy places the organism in Eukaryota, Metazoa, Arthropoda, Insecta, Hemiptera, Aphididae.
AUGGAGUACGCGGAGAACGGCGACAUGUUCACGUACCUCCGGAAGAUGAAGCUGACGGAGCCACAAAUCCACUCGUGGUUGUUGCAGAUCCUGUGGGCGUUCUCGUACAUGCACGGCGUAGGGGUGGUGCACAGGGACCUGAAGUGCGAGAAUAUACUGUUGACCAGUAGAUACAACUUGCGGAUAGCCGAUUUCGGGUUCGCCAGGUUCGUGGACCGAGGACGAAAUCCUGGGGCGAACACGGUGUGCGGCACUAGUGCAUUACUCGUGUGA